AGUUUGCCAAAACACGACACAGUUAACCUGGAAUGAAAAUGCCGCCCCCGGAGAGACCAUCUAGCUUUCGUCUCUGGUGCGCACGGGACAUUCCAUUGCGCUCUGAACAAGAGACAAGGACACAAGUGAAGAAAGCCUAUUUCGAGCUAAUUUCAUAUAGUGUAGGCCUAAAAACUAGACAAUUCGGCGACGGAAGUGUUUUUUUUACGGAGUAUAUUGCACAUGUACUUUGUUUAGCAGUGCAUUCUAAAAAUGUUGGACCAUUUUGCGAAUGUCUUCCAUUUCGGUGGUGGUACUACUGCUGAUAGUACUCCAGUGGGCAGGACGAGGCCUCCCUUCUUCUGUUAGGCCCAUCUGUGACCCCCGCGUUCUGGACCGCUUCAUCAUGGAGGCCCGCGACACAGAGACAGCUCUGCGAGGUUGCAAGGCAGGGUGUGGAGUGACAGGCACGUUUGUGGUUCCUCUGACAAAUGUUGACUUUGUAGUCUGGGAGAAAAAGGAUACUGGGCUGCAGGCUCUGGAGGUCCAGUCAGGGCUGUCUCUGUUUGGCCAGGCCCUGGGUGCUGUGAGGGAGUCAGUGAGCCGUGCUGCCGUGCAGAUCCUCAUUGACAACAACAAGAGCAACAUCCACAGCCUGGGCCAGGUGCUGCGCAGCCUCCACAUCCAGGACUUGUCCCUUCCUCCAGCACCAGCAGUAGGUGACUCAGUGACUAGGAAGGUGUCAUCACUAUCUGAGCUGCUCCGUGUCCACACCAACUUCCUACGAGGGAAGGUUCGCCUGCUGCUCACCAACGCACCUGCCUGUCAACAGAACAGCACUUGAUUGGAGCUUUCCUCAAAGGCAGAGGCUGUGAUUGGACCAUUGUUUAGAGAGAGAACGAGGUCAUUGGACUUUUGCUGAAAUCUCUGAAUGGCUUCCAAGUAUGUAAUGUGUAGACAAGGUGAUUGCUGACCAGACAAAAACUGGUGGAAAAGUCAGUUCCCUGUGGGUGGAGUUGAUGAGAACAAUGAGUAAGAGAGAAAAACCUGAGCUCAUUGACCUCAUCGGUUCCUAGUACUACCUAGCAGUACCACCAAAGAGCUCUGAUGCAUGCAGCGGAAUAAGCUACAGACAGUACAGAUCAUAUGAGAAGAUCAUAUAUAAAGUCCUAAAUCUAUUUAUACAUUUUGCCUUAAACUUGUCUUAAACUUGUUUUUAUAUAAAUCUCUAUUUUCAUAUA
Coregonus clupeaformis (lake whitefish) is the source of this 1220-nucleotide messenger RNA. It is a transcript of the gene epob, whose product is annotated as erythropoietin b. Gene Ontology annotation, molecular function: erythropoietin receptor binding; cytokine activity; hormone activity. The record is from RefSeq and is a predicted model, not a curated record. Lineage: Eukaryota; Metazoa; Chordata; Actinopteri; Salmoniformes; Salmonidae. Gene Ontology annotation, cellular component: extracellular region. The coding region runs from base 272 to 823 and encodes 183 amino acids. Gene Ontology annotation, biological process: nucleate erythrocyte development. The transcript is spliced from 5 exons.